Molecule: messenger RNA, 3163 nt
Organism: Lolium perenne
Lineage: Eukaryota; Viridiplantae; Streptophyta; Magnoliopsida; Poales; Poaceae
Product: receptor like protein 27
Molecular function (GO): protein binding
Source: RefSeq, a predicted model, not a curated record
UAUUGUAGCCUGCUUGCUUCAUGGAAAGACAUGCUACUACGAGAUGUGUCCACCUCCAUGCCUUCCUCCUCCUCGUGCUCGUGCACACCAGCCUUGCAGUCCGGUGCCCACCUGACCAGGCCUUCGCGCUUCUCCGGCUGAAACACUCCUUCCAGCAGCCGCUCCUGCCAUCCUGGCGCGCGCGCACGGACUGCUGCCGAUGGCAGGGCGUCUCGUGCGACGCCACCUCGGGCCGGGUUGCCGCGCUCGACCUCGGUGACCAAGGCCUGCAGAGCCGGGGUGGCCUCCCCCGCGCGUUGUUCCAGCUUACCUCGCUCCGUCGUGUCGACCUCUCCGGCAACGACUUCGGCGGCGCCACCCUCCCGGCGUCCGGGUUUGAACAGCUCGCCGAGCUCACCCACCUCAACCUCUCGAGCACCGGCCUCGCUGGCCAGAUCCCCGCCGGCAUUAGCAACCUAACGAAACUUGUAUCGCUCGAUCUCUCGUCCAACAACGGUUUGUCCGGAGCGAUCCCCGAGUUCUUUGCCGAGCUCCGCUCCCUGGCCAUUCUUCAGCUCUCCAACAACGUCUUCAACGGAACGUUCCCUCGGGGGAUUUUCCAGCUAAAGGGCCUGAGGGUGCUCGACCUGUCAGGCAACUCCGAUCUGUCCGGCGAAUUGCCGGGGCUCCCUCCCGGGAGUUCGCUCGAGGUUCUGGACCUGAGCGUGACCAAUUUUUAUGGCCGAAUACCGAGCUCCAUCAGCAACCUGAAGCUUCUGAAGACUCUGGACAUGAGCGGUAGCAACGGCCGUUUCUCUGGUGGCCUCCCGGCUUCGAUCAGUGAUCUUAAAUUCCUAAGCUUUUUGGAUCUGAGCAACAGCGGGUUCAGAAUCUGAGAAUUCCCGGCAACAGUCGGCAGGCUGCAGUCCUUGUCCACGCUGCGGCUGCAGGACUGUGGCAUUUCAGGUGCAAUACCGUCCUCUAUUCUGAACCUCACACGCUUGAGCGAGUUGGACCUCUCACAGAACAAUCUCACCGGAGGAAUACCCAUGUACAGGAAAGGAGCAUUUCUGAACCUAGAGACGCUGGAGCUAUGCUGCAACUCUCUUUCAGGGCAAAUCCCAAGCUUUCUCUUCUCGCUCCCUCGACUGAAGUUCAUAUCACUUAUGUCUAACAAUUUUGAAGGUCCCAUCCAAGAAUUCUCCUAUCCAUCUCCGUCGCUAGCAUCCAUUUACCUGAACUACAACCAGUUAAAUGGAUCAGUACCCAAGUCUUUCUUUAGCCUCACGAGUUUGCAGACCCUCCAACUAUCUAGAAACGGUUUGAGCGGAACAGUGCAGCUUACCUCAUUCUGGAGGCUCACCAAUAUAAGUAACCUCAUCCUGUCAGCUAAUACACUGACAGUGGUAGUGGACGACGAAGAUUACUUCAACUCCUCUCCCUCUGCAAUUGUCCCUCCAAUCAAUUCUCUGGGGUUAGCCUGCUGCAACAUGACCAAGGUUCCUUCCAUACUGAAAUACGUCCUGGUCAAAGACCUCGACCUCUCAUGCAACCAAAUUGGUGGCUCUGUGCCUAAAUGGAUAUGGGCAGGGAGGAACGAGAACGUAGACGUGUUCAAGUUUAAUCUUUCGCGCAACAAAUUUACCGGCAUGGAGCUGUCUCUUGCUAAUGCUAGCGUAUACUUUCUUGACCUUAGCUUCAACAGCCUUCCAGGGCCUAUUCCCGUGCCCAUCUCUCCACAGUUCCUAGAUUACUCCAACAAUCAGUUCUCAUCCAUCCCACAGGAUCUGAUGCCCCGACUGAGCAGUUCUUUCUAUCUGAACAUGGCAAACAACACACUGCACGGAGGCAUCCCGCCUAUGAUCUGCGAUUCAAGAAACCUCGAGCUACUUGACCUGUCUUACAACCAUUUCAGUGGCCAUGUUCCUUCUUGUCUUGUAGAUGGGUAUCUGACCAUCCUGAAUCUAGGACAUAACCAUUUUCAGGGGACGUUGCCUGAUGACAUCCAGCGGGGUUGUGCUUCCCAGACGAUAGAUUUGAAUGGGAAUCAGCUUGAGGGGCUGCUUCCUAGAUCACUCUCCAACUGCCAUCAUCUGGAGGUCUUUGAUGUUGGGGGCAACAACUUUGCCGACUCUUUUCCUGACUGGCUGGGGAAUCUGACAAAACUUAGAGUUCUUGUGUUAAGAUCUAACAAAUUAUUUGGUCCUGUGGGGACAGUUCCUACCAACAGCCAUCAAAAUAGGACCCACUUCCAGAGCUUGCAGAUCAUCGAUCUUGCCUCCAACAGCUUCUCUGGAAGUUUGCAUUCGCAGUGGUUCGAGGAACUGAAAGCAAUGAUGGAUAUCAGAGAGAACGACGACGGGCGACAAGCAUUGGAGGACAACCUCUCGGGUAAGUUCUACCGAGACACGGUCGUGGUCACGUACAAGGGAAUAGCAAGGAAGUUCACCAGAAUCUUGACCGCCUUCACGGUCAUCGACUUCUCCGCGAACGCGUUCACCGGAAGCAUCCCCGAAUCAAUGGGAGAGCUAGCUUCGCUACGGGGGCUCAACAUGUCGCACAAUGCCUUCACCGGCACAAUUCCUCCUAAGCUCGGCCACCUGACGCAGCUCGAGUCGCUAGACCUAUCAUCCAACCAGCUCCACGGAGCGAUCCCAGAGGUGUUGGCAUCUCUCAACUCCCUUGCGUGGCUGAAUGUCUCCAGCAAUCAGCUAGAGGGGGCCAUACCACAGAGAGGGCAGUUCCUGACUUUUACCAUUGAUUCUUUUCAAGGAAAUGCAGGGUUAUGUGGUGAACCACUGUCCAAACAAUGCAAUUCAGGGGUCCCUUCCUCUGAGCAUGACAAAAACUCAGAUGAUAGGGUGGACACCAUUGUACUGUAUCUUGUUGCUGGAUCAGGGUACGGUCUGGGACUCGCGGUAGCAAUUCUAUUUCAGGUAGCCGGCAAAAGGUGGAGCCUGAACCGAAGAGUGAUGUACUGAACAUUUGACAGUGUAUGUCAUACUAUUGGAGUGACCAACGAGAUUAGAGUUGGUGUAGUCCAUCCAAACUAAGUGGUGUAGAUCCUAUAUGUGUGCUUUAGAACGCAUCAACAUUGUAAUAAUAUGGUCACAUGAAAUAAACAGUACUAUAAAACAUACCUAGUAGCAAGUAUGGCUAGAGUGUUGUCUUUCGGUGUACUUAU